Leishmania braziliensis MHOM/BR/75/M2904 is the source of this 4107-nucleotide messenger RNA. RefSeq lists its product as hypothetical. The record is from RefSeq and is a predicted model, not a curated record. Gene Ontology annotation, molecular function: ubiquitin protein ligase activity. Gene Ontology annotation, biological process: protein polyubiquitination; proteasome-mediated ubiquitin-dependent protein catabolic process. The transcript has a single exon. NCBI's taxonomy places the organism in Eukaryota, Euglenozoa, Kinetoplastea, Trypanosomatida, Trypanosomatidae. Bases 1 to 4107 code for a protein of 1368 amino acids.
AUGGCCUCCCCGAGUGAUGAGGCAACGAGACAGGCAGACGAAGAAACGUACACGUCUCUCCUGGAAAUUUGCACAGAGCUUGUGAUUGCGGAGGGUAGCGAUGACCCGCCCCUAAAGCAGCCGCUCGGGAUGCUGCACGAGCUCCUGCACUGCCAGCACCUCGGUGGCGAUGCCACAGUGCUCUCCGUACGCGCGGUUCGAAUUCUUCUUGAGAAGUUCAUCUCGAGCCUGUCCUCGAAAUUACGCGCAAAACUGGCUGAAUGCGUCCGGUCAGCGCUUAAGCGAGUUACUCGCAUAAUGUAUGGGUCAUCAAGGAGUGACGCCCACUUCGAGUUUGUUCACACAAAGCGGUGGGAGCUGCAGGAGGAGUUGCUUCAGUGCAUGUCAGCUGCAGCGCAGAGCGAUAAGGCGGUGCAGGCAGCUUUGCCACCGCCCCAAGAGCAGCUGAACUUCUGCAGGUCGGUGAUGGACGUAUCGUUGGAUAUGUGCCUGCAAGCGCUGCGGAUGUGCUGCGUACUGCUGCGCAGUACGCAACUAUCCUCGCAGCCACACUUGACUGCCCUGAUCCGUGACCUAUUUCGGAGCAGGUUCGUGGCGCUCGAGUCUAUGGAGAUGAAUCACGAUUGGCUGCGCCUCCUUCGGCACCUUACAGAGGGCGCCGUGACGCUGAGGGCGUACGCAGUGAGGACGUCAGAGACCAAGAAAGUGAACUCGCCCGCUGGUGAAGAGAAAUCCCGCAAACGCAAGCGCAGCACUGCCUCAAACUCGGCACAGGCGGCGCCCGGGUCUGUCGCAGGAGUGGAUAGGGGUCGCAGCGAAGGCCCUGAUGAGGCACUCGUCUUGCUACACCUCUGCCAGAGGGUGUGCGCUACACCGAACCUUGACCGUGACUUUCGCAGUACUGUGUUCAGCUGCGCCAAUGCUGUUCUUUCCGACGCGUCGUGCCUUGCUAGUGUGUCGGCUGACACCUGUGUCGCCGUUGCGAUGGACCUUGCGCGCGAGUUGACCCGCAGCGUGCGCACGACAUUGACUAUUACGAACCCGUUUGUGAGUCGUGAGGUCGUCCCCGGUCCCAGCGGUGCAGCCACGACAUCCCUACUGGGGACUGGGGAUGAGGAAGGCGAGGACGACGAAAGGCAAGGAGAGGACCUGUUGCGCAACGGCGAGGGUGCCAAGUGGCACCUGCCAGAGCCAGAGUGGCCGCUGCUAAUUCUCAUUGCAAACCUGUUUGCUGCAAAGACGGUACCAACACCGGAGCACUUAUGGUGGUCGGUCGGUGAUGACGAGUAUGCACGGCGGUUUUCGAAGGAGGACUGCCUCCGGCUUACCAAGGGGUUUUUCGCCGCUCAAGAUGUGCUGGACUUAAAGAAGCGCGGGAGCUGCGUGCACCUCUCCACGAUGCGUGAGUUACUGUGGCCCUUCGACCUUGGCUGCAGGGUUCUCUUCCAGCCAGUUCCAUGUGCGUAUGCCGCAGCGGCAUCCGUGCCUGUCGUGCCGUCUCUUCAGUGCCCGGCGUCACGCGCAUGCGAGCUGGCGUUUGCACUUCGUAGGCAUGAUGUAGCUGCCCUCUUGGAGCACCUUGGAGCCACCUCGCACAACGGCGGCGACGUCGCCACUUACGGCCAAUCUGUGCUACUGCAGGUGCUGCUGGUUGCCGGGCCGCACGCGAAGAGUGCCACGAGUGCCGCGCUGUGCAGUUUUCUGGCGAACAGCGUCACUCCUCUUAUCGAACAAGUUUCAGAGGCACUUGUGCGCCACGACAGGGCGUGGGCGGGCACGCUGCUUGAUGCGGGUGUCACAGAGAGGAUUCUGCAGCGCAGUGCAUCAGGGACCCCGGAGCGGAGCCCGGUAGUGCAGAUGUUGCGCCGUGAGGCUGCUAGUCUACCGUCGACACCACUGCUACUUCCCCGUGGCGGGGUACCGAAGGUGGGACCAGAGGAGCUUCGCCACGUGUUGCAGCAUGGUGGCCGCAGUGAUGUUGAGGAGCUGCUCGAGACACUCGCGUUCUCCGAGACAUGCGCUUGGGACACCGCUGAAUGCAGAGAGACUGUGUACAAUUUUACUGACGUCUCUGUGGUAGGUAGAGACAGCACAGACCAGCCGAAUGGCGUUGCACCUGCUGGAUGGGUCCGGCAGCUGGAACAUCUUCUAACAGGCCUGGUAGUGAAGCGGCUGCAGGACAUGGCGCUCCAGCUCCAGCAGUCGAAGACGCUGAGGCAGAUUCUGGAGGAGGGGGAGAUGGUAGAGGUGACCCUGUGCGAUAGCGGCCGAUCUGGUAAGUUCACAUGUCCUCAGCAGCACUCCCUGCACCAUCACCACGGCUGCAACUGGAAGUGCGACGGAUGCGGUGCUAGUGACCUUCAUGAUGCGUGGUCAUGCCGUGAGUGUGACUAUGAUCUCUGCGCUACAUGUGCGAGGACGCGCUGUAACCGGGCGAACGGUUCCCUGACAGCGACGGCGCAGGACAUUCUCGCGGCAUGGCACGCCUUGGGUGGCAAGUCAACGGACACAUCUGUUUCGCGGACGCGAGCGGUGCUCUUCACUGAGGAAAUGGGUCUCGUCCCCGCUGCCAUGCCGAUUGCUUCUCUUCAAAGGCAGAUUGUGCAUCUUGGGGACAUCUACACGCCGUGCCCUUGCGGGCUCGUCUGCCCUGGUCCUUCGAUCGCGCUACGUGCGGCUGCUGCCACGGACGCCUCUCUUCUUGGUGCGCUGAUCUCUGUUUUUGGCCGAGCUUGUGGACAAGACUUAGGCGUUCAGCGGUGCCUCCUGAAGGUGUACGAGAGCGCUGGUGCCUUCGUGUUUCUUGGCGGCGCACGCGCAGUGCCGGCGGAGCUUCGGUGUCUCACAACACACCUGGCCCCGCAUCUGCCGCUCUCCGUGAAGCACCUCAUCACUCGCUACGUUGCAAUUGACUGCCGCCGUUUUGCCUUCCAAGCACUGUAUGAUCGGUCGGCGAUGGUGUUCACAAACUCCGGUGUUGGUCUCGAGUCGUCGAAGGAGCACAAGAUACAAGUGCCACGCAACGAUAAGCCCAGGCUGCUUCGAGUCUUGCAUGACCGUCUCUGCGGCCUUCCCACUCUGCUGUUGAAGGUCGACUUCACCUUUGAGGGCGAGGAGGGCUUUGGCAGCGGUCCAUCGCAGGAGGUGUACACGGAGCUCUCCGUGUACUUCCGCACAGAGCCGAAGUUUUGGUUUAUGACAGAGGAUGACGGUGGGGCAGAUCCGGUGAUGCUGGCUUUUCCGACGACCAAGGCACUCUUUCUCAAGGAGUUCUUCGCCCUAGGUGCCGCCUGUGCCCGCUCCUUCAUCGAUGAUUAUCGCAUGAACAUGGACCUGCUCCCGCAGGCAUGGCCACUGUUGAUGCUUCCCUCCCUAGGGCUUCCCUUGCAUCAGAACGCUGGCAAGUGCCCCUCACUUUCUGCAUCGACUGCGGCGGCACUGAGGAACUUGCUGGAGGUGCUGGACCCGGCGUUGCAUAGGAGCUUUGCGCAGCUGCGACGCAUUUCGGAGACUGAGUUGGCGGCGGCGGAACUCGAGAUGAACGAUGGCACUCCCCUGAGAACUCAUGCGGACCUGGAGAAGCACAUGCAAUACACGAUGAUCACUCGCUUGGAGGUGGCGCUGGAGAAUCUGCGCUACUUUCAAUGGGGCUUGCUCUCGGUGAUGGAGGUGGAGGCGCUGUGGUGCCUAAGCGAUGAGGAGCGCAGUGUUCUCCUAUGCGGUGCCGACGCGAAGGACAACCGCCCGCUCUUCACUGAGGAGGAGCUGCGGGCGCAGACAACGGUGGGCAGCGGCUACAGUAGUGGCAGUACUCACGUAGAAAUGCUACUCUCCAUUGUCGGCGGUGACUUCACACGUUCGCAGCAGCACGAUUUUCUGGAGUUCCUGACCGGAUCGCCGCGGCUGCCCUUCAACGGCUUAGCAGGUCUCGGUCGCCUUAUCACAGUGGCAAUGAAAGAGAUGGAAAGCACGAGGGAGCAGACCCUGCCGUCGUGCAACACGUGCUUCCUCUACCUGAAGCUCCCACCCUACAGCACCCGCGAGAUCAUGAAGGAGCGCUUGCUGCUCGCCGUGACGGAGGGGCGUCGCAACUACAGUCUAUCGUAG